UGUAAUUCCAGAAAUGUAAUACAGAAAAAACCCAGCAAAAUCGUGUUCUUCCAAUCAGGCACAAGAAGGACAGCCUCGCGUUUUCGGCCCAUGUGUUCCAGGACCCCGAUAUGUCCAUGCUUGCUGAGCCUCGUCGAAAGCAGAAGUGGUCUGUGGACCCGAGGAACAGCGCGUGGAGCAAUGAUGAAUCCAAGUUUGGCCAAAAGAUGCUGGAGCGAAUGGGGUGGUCAAAAGGAAAGGGUCUUGGUAAAAGUGAACAGGGAGCUACAGAGCACAUCAAGGUUAAAGUGAAGAACAACAGCUUGGGUUUAGGCACAGCAAUUAACCACGAGGAUAACUGGAUUGCUCAUCAGGAUGAUUUUAAUCAACUUCUUGCUGAACUGAAUAACUGCCAUGGACCGAGCAACACUGAAGAGCCAUCUCCAGAACAGGCACAAGGUUUCAGUUUGGAAGAGAAAUCGAAGACAUCUAAAAAAAGGGUCCAUUAUAUGAAGUUCACUAAAGGAAAGGAUCUGUCCAGUCGCAGCGAAACAGACCUCGCAUGCAUUUUUGGUAAAAGAGCCAAACGGAUGAGAAAUCAGGAUGAGACAAGCAAUGGUACCGAUUCUCAGGAGGAGAAAGAGCAGGGUAGCGAUGACAAGGACGGUCCAUCAAACCCCGAGGUGGAAGUCAACACAGUCACCAGUGCUCUGAACAUGCAGGAGUACUUUGCACAGCGUAUGGCUCAGUUAAAGAAAGGUCGUGCUGAGAACCGGUCCUCUGCUUCCACCCCACAAUCUCAGUCCACCGAGGGGUCUCCCAACACCAGCGACAUGGAGGAGAGCAAAAAAAAGAAAAAUAAGAAAAAGGAUCGAAAGAAUGACCCGCACAGCGAUGGGAGAAAGGUGGAAGAAAACAAGGAAGCCCCACUGACAGGAGGGGUUACUGUUGUAGAGCAGGCUGACUCGGACGGUAAGAAGAAAAAGAAAAAGAAGAAAGACCGACGAGCUAAAGAGGAAGAGCCAGUGGAGGAGUGUUGCCUCCCAGCAGCAAAUCAAGACACACUGGGGGGUUUAGUGGAACUUUCAACCGGGAAAAAGAAGAAAAGGAAAAACAAAGAAAUUCCUACUCAUACACCCACAGACUCAACUAACAAAGACGAUAAAGCAGAUAACAUUACAGACGACAAGGUUGUAGAGAAAAAGCGAAAGAAGAGGAAGCAGAGAGAACACGAGGAAGAACAGACACAAGUAGUAGAAGAAAAGAAAUCCAAAAAGGACAAGAAAAAGAAGAAAAAUGACAACUAGGGCUUUAUACUUGAUUGGGUUUGGUGUGUCUAUAGUCUUUCAAUAAACUGAGCAGCAUCAACUGAGCUUUUAUAAAAAAAAUAAAAACUUAAUUUUUAAUUAUUACUUUGAUUUUUUAGGUCAUUCUGUCCUUCACUGGAUUGGUUGCUUUGUUUUAGAUAAACAUUUGUAUAGGAAACGAAUCAAAUUAAUUGUUUAAUUUUUUAAAAAUCUAUGUAUUAGCACAUUUUUAUAUAUUAAACAUCAAAUUUCACAUCGGCCAUCACUGUGUACUGCCUAAAGUCAGCUUAAACUUUAGAAGCUUUUUUGCUCCCAUAAUAAUCCCAAAUGUUACUCUCAAAAACAAAAAUCCACGCAACCCCUGUAAACAAAAAAUAUUUGAUAUUAAUAAAUCACUGCCUGCAUCUUACUGAAUGUCCAUAGGCUUAUGAGAAGGAUGUCAUGCCAGUGCAGCAAUCUGAAUCAAUUUUCAGUUUUCAUUGUUUUUAAAAUAGUCAUGCAUCCUCUUUCUUACUGUCAGAGUUUUCCUCUCCAUGGUGUGAUGUAUGACGCUACUGAUGGAUUGUAGCUCCCACUUAAGCGUUU
This is a messenger RNA of Tachysurus fulvidraco (yellow catfish), 1871 nucleotides long. RefSeq names its product PIN2 (TERF1) interacting telomerase inhibitor 1 (gene pinx1). Gene Ontology annotation, cellular component: nucleolus. The record is from RefSeq and is a predicted model, not a curated record. Gene Ontology annotation, biological process: regulation of ribosome biogenesis. Gene Ontology annotation, molecular function: telomerase inhibitor activity; nucleic acid binding. NCBI's taxonomy places the organism in Eukaryota, Metazoa, Chordata, Actinopteri, Siluriformes, Bagridae. Bases 111 to 1286 code for a protein of 391 amino acids. The transcript has 7 exons.